This is a messenger RNA of Nerophis ophidion (straightnose pipefish), 10266 nucleotides long. It is a transcript of the gene tle5, whose product is annotated as TLE family member 5, transcriptional modulator. The transcript has 7 exons. Gene Ontology annotation, molecular function: protein binding; transcription corepressor activity. Gene Ontology annotation, cellular component: transcription regulator complex; nucleus. NCBI's taxonomy places the organism in Eukaryota, Metazoa, Chordata, Actinopteri, Syngnathiformes, Syngnathidae. Bases 1795 to 2376 code for a protein of 193 amino acids. The record is from RefSeq and is a predicted model, not a curated record. Gene Ontology annotation, biological process: negative regulation of canonical Wnt signaling pathway; regulation of DNA-templated transcription.
UGUGUGUGUGUUGUGUUGUGUUGUGUGUGUGUGCGUGUUGUGUUAAAUGUGUGUGUGUGUGCAGCCAUCAGUCAGCAGCCAUCGCGUCUCCUCGCAGCAGAAAAGCAGACUCGCUGUUGACAAAUCCGCGUCUUUUCUUGCAUUUGAACGCCAACAUUUUCUUUUUUUCUUAGCGGAGUUUUAGUCGCCGCUCUCAGCUGACAAGACUCAAGCGCCAGCGGACAUUUCGUCAUUUUCGACGAAUUACACCAACCUUUUUUAUUGUGGAUUUAUUUGUUCUCCUCUUGCAACUUAGUCCUCACUGAAAUAAUUAAGUUUUUAAAACAACAACAACUCGACAAUUAAUAGCAGCGAGUUAGCUCGCUAGCUAACCUCCGAAUGAUUUUUGAUUGACGGCUAAGGAAGACUUGGCUCGCUGGACGUUGUCUUCCUAAAACCUGGCGUAUUUCUUUGUCCGGCGCCACAUUUUUGGCUCUACUUGCCGUCAAAUUGCUUUUUCUUUCGUCAUUUUUUUAAGGUGUUGUUGUGUGUGGCUAGCUGUUUUUAGCUUGUCCUGCUAAAGCUGGCCAGAUCUACUGUGGACGAAGGACCAGGACACUGCUUAGUAAAACCACUUAGGACCAGGACACUGCUUGGUAAAACCACUUAGGACCAGGACACUGCUUGGUAAAACCACUUAGGACCAGGACACUGCUUGGUAGAACCACUCAGGACCAGGACACUGCUUCGUAAAACCACUUAGGACCAGGACACUGCUUGGUACAACCACUCAGGACCAGGACACUGCUUGGUAAAACCACUUAGGACCAGGACACUGCUUGGUAAAACCACUCAGGACCAGGACACUCCUUGGUAGAGCCAGUUGGAACCAGGACACUGCUUUUUAGAGCCAGUUGGAACCAGGACGCUGCUUGGUAGAGCCAGUUGGAACCAGGACACUGCUUUUUAGAGCCAGUUGGAACCAGGACACUGCUUGGUAGAGCCCGUUGGAACCAGGACGCUGCUUGAUAGAGCCAGUUGGAACCAGGACGCUGCUUGAUAGAGCUAGUUGGACCAGAACACAGCUUGGUAGAACCAUUCAGGACCAGAACACAGCUUGGUAGAACCAUUCAGGACCAGGACACUGCUUGGUAGAGCCAGUUGGAACCAGGACACUGCUUGGUAGAGCCAGUUGGAACCAGGACACUGCUUGGUAGAGCCAGUUGGAACCAGGACACUGCUUGAUAGAGCCAGUUGGAACCAGGACACUGCUUGGUAGAGCCCGUUGGAACCAGGACACUGCUUGAUAGAAGCAUUCAGGACCAAGACACUGCUUGGUAGAACCAUUCAGGACCACAACACUCCUUGGUAGAGCCAGUUGGAACCAGGACACUCCUUGGUAGAGACAAUUGGAACCAGGACACUGCUUGGUAGAGCCAGUUGGAACCAGGACACUGCUUGAUAGAGCCAGUUGGAACUAAGACACAUCUGGGUAGAGCCAGUUGGAACUAAGACACAUCUGGGUAGAGCCAGUUGGAACUAGGACACAUCUUGGUAGAGCCAGUUGGAACCAGGACACAUCUGGGUAGAGCCAGUUGAAACCAGGACACUGCUUGGUAGAGCCAUUCAGGACCAGGACACUGCUUGGUAGAACCAUUCAGGACCAGGACACUCCUUGGUAGAGCCAGUUGGAACCAGGACACUGCUUGGUAAAGCCAGUUGGAACCAGGACACUCCUUGGUAGAACCAUUCAGGACCAGGACACUGCUUGGUAGAGCCAGUGGGGACAAGGCGUGCAAGGACCAAGGGACUGACAUGAUGUUUCCACAAUCAAGACACUCAGCUUCCUCGCAGCAGCUGAAAUUCACCACGUCUGACUCCUGCGACAGGAUCAAGGACGAGUUCCAAUUCCUCCAAGCGCAGUACCACAGCCUCAAGCUGGAGUGCGACAAGUUGGCCAGCGAGAAGUCCGAGAUGCAGCGUCAUUACAUCAUGUACUAUGAGAUGUCCUACGGGCUCAACAUUGAGAUGCACAAACAGGCCGAGAUCGUGAAGAGAUUAAACGGGAUCUGCGCACAAGUCCUCCCUUACCUGUCUCAGGAGCACCAGCAGCAGGUCCUGGCGGCCAUUGAGCGGGCCAAGCAGGUCACCCCCCCAGAGAUGAACUCCAUCAUAAGGCAGCAGCUCCAGGCCCACCAGCUGUCCCAGCUCCAGGGUCUGGCCCUCCCCAUGACCCCGCUGCCUCUGGGCCUGAGCCAGCCCAGCGUCACCACCUCCUCCGGCCUCUUCUCCCUCUCCUCCCUGCUGGCCUCCCAAGCACAGCUGGCCAAGGAGGAGAAGGCGUCGCGUGACGGCGCCGACAGCCACCGCGAGGAGGACGGAGACAAGUCCGACUAGGCGCCUCUUUCUCGAAACUCCCACAUUCUCACCGGACUUGAACCCACCUCUUCUUGGGAGGACCUUCACCCUCUUCCCUUCCUCCUUUUUGAUACUCGCUCUUAUCUCUCCUUUCAAGGUCAAGCUUCAUGUUCUCUCCCCGUUAAGCUCCUCCCCCUCCUCCUCCUCUGCCCACUCAGACAGGCUUCCACACCAAGCAAGUAGGAAACAUCGGCAAGCAAGUAGGAAACAUCAGCAAGCAAGUAGGAAACAUCAGCAAGCAAGUAGGAAAUAUCGGCCAGCAAGUAGGAAACAUCGGCAAGCAAGUAGGAAACAUCGGCAAGCAAGUAGGAAACAUCGGCCAGCAAGUAGGAAACAUCGGCAAGCAAGUAGGAAACAUCAGCAAGCAAGUAGGAAACAUCAGCAAGCAAGUAGGAAACAUCGGCAAGCAAGUAGGAAGCAUCAGCAAGGAAGUAGGAAGCAUCGGCAAGCAAGUAGGAAAUAUCGGCCAGCAAGUAGGAAACAUCGGCAAGCAAGUAGGAAACAUCGGCAAGCAAGUAGGAAACAUCAGCAAGCAAGUAGGAAGCAUCGGCAAGCAAGUAGGAAACAUCGGCAAGCAAGUAGGAAGCAUCGGCAAGCAAGUAGGAAACAUCACCAAGCAAGUAGGAAACAUCGGCCAGCAAGUAGGAAACAUCGGCAAGCAAGUAGGAAGCAUCGGCAAGCAAGUAGGAAACAUCAGCAAGCAAGUAGGAAACACUCUCAUCUCCUACAGAGUCCUCACAUCCACAACUCUGGCAUGGAAAAAGCAGUUCAGAACAUUUAGUGUUUAUUUUUUUCUUCAACAUUCCGCACUUUUAGCAAAAGUUUACUUCCGGUUAUUAAUGAUAAUCGCCAUUUUGCAUCAUAAAAAUGAGGGGUGUUCUGAUAUUGAUGUAUAUCAGUCAGAUAUCGACAAUGUAUCGGAUUAUAUGGGCUCGCAUCUAAAUGUCCGAUGCAAGCAGUCCUGCAGGGUUUUAACGUGUGCGAAGUUAACAUCUAAAUGUCCUCCAAAACAAGGUGAACAUGCUAGGCUAUAGGCUACUUGGAGCUAGCAGCUACACAACAGCUAAGCACACAAACUAGACCAUGAGUUUGAUUGGGAAUCUGGUACGUGGGGUGACUUCAAAUUAAUUUUAAAUGUCUAUUAAUCUACCACCGUCUUGUGGACAGCAUGGUUAAAUCAUUGAGCUUUGAAAACAAUUAAGCACAGAAUUUACUUAUAUGACCACACUCCAGACAACCUUCUCUAGUCAUGACACAACUGUUUAAUGAAUAAAAACAUCCAAGCAACAUAGAAAAUGCUAAAUCACACUCAUUUAAAUCCGUUACACUGCAUGAUGGGGAAAAUGCAAAAUUCUCGCAAAAUACUCUCCACACUUGUGUUUGACGUACAGCGGUUUGAUAUUUCUGAUUGAUUAAAGAUCUUUAAGGAGUUUGUCCCGGACGUAAACAAGGUUAGAGUCAAACUUUCACAUACUCUUAAUAUCCAAUUAUAUUAUUUAUUAAUAUACCCAUUAUUUUAAUAUAACUUUAUUUGUACGGCUAUAUACAUAUAUGUAUAUAUAUAUGUAUGUACUGUAUAUAUAUAUAUACAGUGAGGCAAAAAAGUAUUUAGUCAAGUUCUCCCACUUAAAAUGAUGACAGAGGUCUGUAAUUUUCAUCAUAGGUACACUUCAACUGUGAGAGACAGAAUGGGGAAAAAAAAUCCAGGAAUUCACAUUCUAGGAAUUUUUAAGAAUUUAUUUGUAAAUGAUGGUGGAAAAUAAGUAUUUGGUCACUUCAAACAAGGAAGAUCUCUGGCUCUCACAGACCCUUAACUUCUUCUUUAAGAAGCUCUUCUGUCCUCCACUCAUUACCUGUAUUAAUGGCAUUUGUUUGAACUCGUUAUCUGUAUAAAAGACACCUGUCCACAGCCUCAAACAGUCAGACUCCAAACGCCACUAUGGCCAAGACCAAAGAGCUGUCGAAGACACCAGGAAAAUAAUUGUAAACUUGCACCAGACUGGGAAGAGUGAAUCUACAAUAGGCAAGCAGCUUGGUGUGAAAAAAUCAACUUUGGGGACAGUUAUCCACUGAAAAUCUCCCUCGAUCUGGGGCUCCACGCAAGAUCUCAUCCCGUGGGGUCAAAAUGAUCAUAAAAAUGGUGAGCAAAAAUCCCAGAACCUGCAGAGAGCUGGGGACAAAGUAACAAAAGUUACCAUCAGUAACACACUACGCCGACAGGGAAUCAAAUCCUGCAGUGCCAGACGUGUCCCCCUGCUUAAACCAGUGCAUGUCCAGGCCCGACUGAAGUUUGCCAGAGAGCACAUGGAUGAUACAGCAGAGGAUUGGGAGAAUGUCAUGUGAUCGGAUGAAACCAAAAUAGAACUUUUGGGUAUAAACUCAACUUGUCGUGUUUGGAGGGAGAAGAAUACUGAGUUGCGUCCCAAGAACACCACUCCUACUUUGAAGCAUGGGGGUGGAAACAUCAUGUUUUGGGGCUGUUUUUAUGCUAAGGGGACAGGACGAUUGAUCCGUGUUAAGGAAAGAAUGAAUGGGUCCAUGUAUCGUGCGAUUUUGAGCCAGCGAGAGCUUUGAAUGGUUGACCAAAUACUUAUUUUCCACCAUAAUUUACAAAUAAAUUCUUUAAAAUUCCUACAAUGUGAAUUCCUGGAUUUUUUUUUUCACAUUCUGUCUCUCACAGUUGAAGUGUACCUAUGAUGAAAAUUACAGACCUCUGUCAUCAUUUUAAGUGGGAGAACUUGCACAAUCUGUGGCUGACUAAAUACUUUUUUGCCCCACUGUAUGUAUGUGUGUGUAUAUAUAUAUAUAUAUAUAAACAUAUAUAUAUAUAUAUAUAUAUAUACAUACAUAUACAUUUAUAUAUACAUAUGAAUGCAAAACCGCUUUUAUGGAAACUAAAUAGAGCAGAAAACAAUGUGAAAUGUAUUUAAAUAAUGAAUAAAUACAUAUUUAACCUCACUUUUCCUCAUUUGAAAGCGCCGCGUACUAAAAGCUGAGGUUUGACUGCAGAAAAAAACAUACUAAAGUGAUGACACAGCAUGUUGAAUGCAGCGCACACUAUUAUGUGGCGAUGGUGUUUCCUACUUCCUGCUGUUCCGGAAUGCGGUGGUCAUUUUUGAAAUAUAUCAAACACAGUGAAGUAUUUCUGCAAACUUUGUCUUUCUUUUGCAAGUAUUAGUAAUAACUUACCGCAGUAUAACUGUAAUAAUAUCUUUAAUGUACCAGAAAAUCUACUUUUUCUCCCUGAGGCACACUCUGAAAGGUUACUGAGGACUAGUGUGUGUGCCUUUUCACGCCCAACACUCACUCCCAAGUGUGCAGAAAGGCAAGUACUGUACUGUACUGUACUUUACUGUACUGCUGACUCAUGUAUUUUACUCAACACGACAGAAGAUGGCGCUGUCUCGUUAUCUGAUGACAGGAUGCCUUUACCGUAGAUUUUAUGGUAAAAACAACUGGUAUUAUACCUUAGUCCCCAGAAUUUUACGGUAAAAAAGUGGUAUUGUUUUUUAAUUUACAGUAAGGCACUGUAAAAACGACUAUAUUUUACAGUAAAAGAUUUUUCUCGCACAAAUAACAAUGGUCGCCUUAUUUCAUUAACAGUAAUUUGGCAUAAAAAGAAAACACAGUAAAGUUUAUUGUAAAAUCCAUUUUGACGACAAAAAAAACAUUUAGAUUUUUUUUUUUACAUUUACAGUAAUGCACUGUCAAAAAAAAAAUUAUAAAAUGGCUUUAGAUUUUACGGUAAACAAGAAUUGACAGCUCAGUCGCCAGAAUUUUACUGUAAAAAUAAAACUGGGUACCAUUUUUAUAUUCACAGUCAUGCACUGUAAAAAAAAAUGGCCAUAAAAAAGAAAAAAACCUGGCACUUUAGUCGCCAGUUUUCCUCUAAGAAUACAAGUUUUUCCAUUUACAGUAAUACACUGUAGAAAUAAGGACUAGAUUUUACGGUAAAAAAAACAAAAACUGGCAGCUCAGUCUCCAGACUUUAACCUUAAAAAUAAAAAUUUUACCAUUAUUGUAUUUUUUGGGUGUAAAAACACUACAUUUUACAGUAAAACAACUGGUCACUAAGUUGCUAGAUUUUUCCCGUAAAAAAAACUUUUAUUUAUUUACUGUUUUUGCAUUUACAGUAAUGCACUGUAAAAAAAAAAAAAAAACGACUGUAGAUUUGAUGGAAAAAACUGGCAGAUCAUUUUCAUGAAUUUUACUGUAAAAAUAAAAGUGAUGCUGUUUUUGCAUUUACAGUAAUGCACUGUAAAAACAAGGACUGUAGAGUUUACAGUAAAGAAAAAUGGCCAUUUAGUUGUCAGAAUUUUACUGUAAAAGAAUGGUGUCAUAAUUAAAUUUACAAUCAAUUUUUCGCCAAAAAAAAAACGUUUUAAACUGAACUGUAAAUGAAUCUGUAGCUAAGCUGCUUGAAUUGUUUUGCAUUUAAAGUCAUGCACCGUAAAAACAAGGACCCUAAAUUUUACCAGGAAAAAAACUGGCGUCUCAAUUGCCAGAUUUUUACCGUAAAAAAUAAAAGCGGUGCUUUUUCUUCCAUGCACUGUAAAACAUGAACUUUAGAUUUUACAGUAAAAAAAAAAGAAAAAAGCUGGUAGCUAAGUUGCCAGAUUUUUCUGUAAAAGUAAAAUGUGUGCAUUUACAGCAGUGCACUGUAAAAACAUUUUAAUUGAAAACAUGGCGGCUCAGAUGUCAGAAUUUUCCUGUAAAAAUAAAAGUGGUACCAUUUUACUGUAAAACUAAGGACUGUAGAUUUUACAGCUAAAAGAAAAAACAACAAAAAUAGCAGCUUGGUUGCCAGAGUUUUACUGUAAAAAUGACAGUGGCUCAUUUUAUGUACUCACAAUAAUGUUGUGUAAAACUUCAUAUAUUUUACCGUAAAAUUCUGCUGACUGGACGGACUUUUUUUACUCUAAAAUUCUCUUUGUUUGUUUUUUAACAGUGUAAAGAAUUGUCUUUUUACUCCUUAAUCCUGCGUGGAAAAGGGCGAGAAUUGACAGGUGAAAAGCACCUUAAAGGCCUACUGAAAUGAGAUAUUCUUAUUUAAACGGGGAUAGCAGGUCCAUUCUAUGUGUCAUACUUGAUCAUUUCGCGAUAUUGCCAUAUUUUUGCUGAAAGGAUUUAGUAGAGAACAUCGACGAUAAAGUUUGCAACUUUUGGUCGCUGAUAAAAAAGCCUUGCCUGUACCGGAAGUAGCAGACGAUGUGCGCGUGAUGUCACGGGUUGUCGAGCUGUUCACAUCUGAACAUUGUUUAUAAUCUUAGCCUCAAGCAGCAAGAGCUAUUCGGACCGAGAAAGCGACAAUUUCUCCAUUAAUUUGAGCGAGGGUGAAAUAUUUGUGGAUGAGGAAAGUUAGAGUGAAGCACAAAAAAAAUUAAACCCGACGGCUCCUGGCGGCGGCAGUGUGAGUGUUUCAAAUGUAAUUAGACACAUUUACUAGGAUAAUUCUGGGAGAUCCCUUAUCUUCCUAAUAGUUUAAUAGUGUUUUAGUGAGAUCGUAAAGUUAUACCUGAAAGUCGGAUGGCUGCGGUGAACGCUCUCAGAGAAACCGAGGAGCCAAGCUCACAGCUGCCUUUUUUGACUGCUGCUGCAGGAGGUCCCAUAAUCCACUGAUGUCUCCGGUAAAAGUCGACUUAUUUUUUACAAUUUUCCCAUCCAAAAACUUGCUGGUUGACGUAGACAAACAUGUUCGCCUGACCGCUCUGUGUUAAAGCUUCACAACAAAUAAACAGAGGCUGCUAAAGGCAGCUGCAAUCCACCGCUUUCCACCAACAGCAUUCUUAUUUGACGUCUCCAUUACUAUUUGAAGAAAUUGCAAAAGAUUCAGCAACACAGAUGUCCAAAAUACAGUGUAAUUGUGCGAUGAAAAGAGAGCUAAAAUGUCGCCUCCAACCAAUAACGUCACAAACACAUAAGCGUCAUCAUUUCGCGACGUUUUCAACAGGACACUUUGCGGUAAAUUUAAAAUUGUAAUUUAGUAAACUAAACCGGCUGUAUUGGCAUGUGUUGCAAUGUUAAUAUUUCAUCAUUGAUAUAUAAACUAUCAGACUGUGUGGUCGCUAGUAGUGGCUUUCAGUAGGCCUUUAAAGGCAAAAAAGCCAACUGAGAGGAAGGCUGAAACUCUUAAAGGCCUACUGAAAUGAGAUGUUCUUAUUUAAACGGGGAUAGCAGGUCCAUUCUAUGUGUCAUACUUGAUCAUUUCGCGAUAUUGCCAUAUUUUUGCUGAAAGGAUUUAGUAGAGAACAUCCACAAUAAAGUUCGCAACUUUCGGUGCUAACAGAAAAGCCCUGCCUUUACCGGAAGUCGCAGACGAUGACGUCACAUGUUGAUGGCUCCUCACAUCUUCACAUUGUUUCUAAUGGGAGCCUCCAACAAAAACAGCUAUUCGGACCGAGAAAACGACAAUUUCCCCAUUAAUUUGAGCAAGGAUGAAAGAUUCGUGUUUGAGGAUAUUGAUAACGACGGACUAGAAAAAAAAAACGCGAUUGCAUUGGGACGGAUUCAGAUGUUUUUAGACACAUUUACUAGGAUAAUUCUGGGAAAUCCCUUAUCUUUCUAUUGUGUUACUAGUGUUUUAGUGAGUUUAAUAGUACCUGAUAGUCGGAGGGGUUUGUCGACAGGAGUGUCUCAGGGAAGUCGACGUCAGCUUUAUGGACGACACAAGCUCAGCAGAUCUCCGGUAAGAAGCGACUUUUUACCACAAUUUUCUCACCGAAACCUGCUGGUUGACAUUCGGUCGGGAUCCAUGUCCGCUGUGAUCCAUGGUAAAGUUUCACCUCCAGGAAUUUUAAACAAGGAAUCACCGUGUGUUUGUGUGGCUAAAGGCUAAAGCUUCCCAACUCCAUCUUUCUACUUUGACUUCUCCAUUAUUAAUUGAGAAAAUUGCAAAAGAUUCAGCAACACCGAUGUCCAAAAUACUGUGUAAUGAUGCCGUUAAAGCAGACGACUUUUAGCUGUGUGUGUGUGCAGCGCUCAUAUUUCCUAACAGCCCGUGACGCGACGUUUUCAAGAAAAAACUCCCGGGAAAUUUAAAAUUGCAAUUUAGUAAACUAAAAAGGCCGUAUUGGCAUGUGUUGCAACAAUGUUAAUAUUUCAUCAUUGAUAUAUAUUUACUUUUAGACUGCGUGGUGGCUAGUAGUGGGUUUCAGUAGGCCUUUAAACCUGCUUUUAUUGUUUGGGCGGAGGCUGCAUGUAGUUGUGCGUGUUGUCCAGCAGAGGGCAGCAAAGAAAAGGAGGACACGUGAUUCCCUGCCUGUGCUGACGUGGUAUUGACCAGUAAGAAGGUAUCAAUGCAUGCUUCUCUCCAAUAACUUACUUCUUUUGUUUCUUGAUGACAUUUUUAUAUAAAAUAUAUAUAUAUAAAAGUAUUAAAAAAAAUAAGAAUAUUAUUCUGUGUUGAUAUAAAUUAGAGAAUGACAUAGCGGCAUCUGACAAUAUGUAUUUGUUCUAUACAGUAAGUAUACACAUAGAGAGCUUUAUAUGUAUUGGCUGCAUCCUCUUUGUCUUCUUUUGGGUCAUUCUUGUGCUCUUACUGAUGUGACGUCAGAGAGGGGGCGCGGCUUCUCGCCCCCUAACCCCGCCCCCUUCCCCCCACCUCUCACCCAAUAGCGUGAAGCCUUGUAAACUCUGUAAAGGUCUUUUCUUUUCUAAAUACUUUUGUGCAUUCUGAUGUAAAAGCCGAGAGUGACAUUGUUGUGUGUCUGAAAUCAUAAAAACUGCAUUUACAGGGAUGAUAAUACUAAAAUUAAAAAAAAGAAGCAAACUUUCAAAAGGUCAAAACCGACAUGUAUGUGAAAUAUGUUGUGCAGUAAGGAAGAAGGACUUCUGGUGCCUUACAAAUAAAGUCAAUCAUACUGAGAAGAA